Histoplasma capsulatum G186AR is the source of this 2377-nucleotide messenger RNA. RefSeq lists its product as uncharacterized. NCBI's taxonomy places the organism in Eukaryota, Fungi, Ascomycota, Eurotiomycetes, Onygenales, Ajellomycetaceae. The coding region runs from base 1 to 2001 and encodes 666 amino acids. The transcript is spliced from 2 exons. The record is from RefSeq and is a predicted model, not a curated record.
AUGUCGCUCAGAGCAGUCUAUGAGCGGUUCCUGGCUGAUCCAGCGGCUGCGUCUCUCUCCGCCGACGCGGCGCUGAACUACAUACCCACCACAACCACUUUCUCGCACCCUGAACCCAUCAUCAAGCAUCUCACCACACAGUCCCGCGUUCUCAAGAAGAAGUCGGAGAAGAUCGUCCACGCAAUCGAGGGUGCCCGUUCACUUUGCUUAGACGUCGAGACCUUGCUGGAGUUUACAACUGGGGGAGGGGCCUAUUUGCUGGACCUUGAUGACAAUUUCCUUGUCGAUCGCGUCGCCACGGUGCCAAUAGUCCACAUCGUCCAUUUUGAUAGCAACGAUAGGAUUACCCAAAUUCGACUGUACUGGGACCAAGGAGCGCUUCUCAAGCAGCUUGAUGUCAUCGGCGCGAGCAGCCGUAAUUGGCCAAUUCGAUACACAACUGAACAGUCCCGUCUUAUCAGUUCCUCCGUCUCCGCAGCUGCGAGAAGUUCCACUUCCAUCUCGUCACCGGCAUCGCUGGCUGAUAAGCGGUCUAUUACUACCGCCGCAUCAAACGCGUCAUUCGGGUCAAUCACAUCCCCCAGCAAGAGAUUUACUAAAGAUCCGCACGCGUCAUUGUCUCUCUUCCAGCCCUAUUCCCCCCCACCUGAAGAAAGACCCGUGUCAGCUGCCUCUCGCGGAUCUGCCAAACCUCCUCCGCGCAAUUACGGUGAUUUGUUUGUGGGGGAUGAUGCUGAGUCGACGCCUACGAAGAAAUCUUCUCACCCUGCGAGGAAAGAUGAAGUUGUACCCCCUAAAGGAGGGGCGGGGCCUACGUAUAAACCCUCGCGUUUGUUUGCGGACGAUGAGGAGGAGCAACGAUCAGAGCAAGUGAAUACAAUAACAUCGGUCAAGACUAAUGCAAAGAAAUACGAUCAUUUCGAGUUUGGAGAGACGCCUCAUCCUGGAUCCACUAUGAAACCACAGGCUCCAGGCCAUUUUGAAUUCGGCGAGGCUGAACCUCCUGUGAGUAGAUCUGAUCAAGAAAAGACAAAACAAGAAAAUCAUUUCGAGUUUGGAGAGGCGGACCCGGGAAGCAUACAGAGCAACCUCCCUCUCCGCCCCCACGCAAAGAAACACCUGUCCCAAUGGGAUUUUGAGGACUUUGUCACUCCGGAAAAACCGCGGCAGAAGCUCCAAGCGCAGAACGUGCGACAUUUCAGCUGGAGUGACGAUGAGGGGGAUACUGCAGAUAGUCCUCCCAAGCAACGUCGAGCUCCGCAACCGCGCCGCGAUGCGGAAACUCACUUUGAGCUCCGUGACGAUGGAACACCUAUCGCACGCCAACAGAACCAGCAAAUGCAUCCCAGGGGCGACGCACAUAAUAAGGGCCUGGGUCUCUAUGACAAUAAUCUCUUCGAUGAAUCUGGUACACCUAUCGCCAACAAGCAACAAGGACAACAGCAGCAAGAGCAGGAUCAGGAGCACAAGGCGCCCUUCAAGGUUCCCGGCGCUGCACAUAACAAGGGCCUCGGCCUGUAUGAAAACAACGUCUAUGACGACUCAGGCACGCCCGUCAAAGCUGCUGGCACUGCUGCUGCGAGGAUUAGUGAAGCACCACAGCGACCCGUGUCUAAUAUUCCUGCUAAUACUGUUAAUCGCCGCAAGGACUUCGAUAGCCAUUGGACGAUGGUGGAUGCUGACGCGGAUGAUUUUACGAAUUCGAAUUCCGUGAAGAAGGAAGGGGAGAAAAUGAAUAAUAGCAAUAAUAAUCAUGGUCGUAAUGCGAAUGGGAAUGGGAAUGCCAAUGGGAAUUCCCAACAGAGUCAUGGGGCCCCUUUGGGGUUUGAUCGCAAGAAGGCUGUGAAGAUGAUGGAUUCGAGUUGGGAUACGUUUGUGGAAGAGGAGGCGGAGAAGGAGAAGGAGAAGGAGAAGCUAGCUCCGUCUGUGGGUGUUAGUGGGAAGAGGAUGAGUCGGGAUGUUAAUAAGAGGAGCUGGGGCUUUGGGGAUGAUGGGUUUUGAUAAAUGGGGAAUUUUUGAUAGGGGGGAGGAGAACCGGUUGCUUUACCGGCCAAGCCAGGGGGAGGAAUUGUGGUUAUUUGAUUGAUUGAGCAGCAUAUCUAUCGCAGCCCCCUUUCCCUCCACCGAGUUGACUUUCGACACUGUGAUUCUUCUUUUUCGCUUUUCUUCUCCUUUUUUUUUUCUUUUUUAAAUUGCUUCAUGUGCUGUUUUAACUUUGUUUUCUUCUUCCAUUCUUGCCAUUAUCUGUUCUUAUAUUCCCUUUCCUCCUUUGAGAUUCAAAGCACAGUGUGGCUGUGAAUAGUGUGCAUGUAAUCAUGAAUAUGCAUAUGUGUAUAUCGAAGAAUGAGAAAGUAUGAAAUGGUGAUGAUGAAAAGAG